This is a messenger RNA of Paramacrobiotus metropolitanus, 1036 nucleotides long. RefSeq names its product complexin-like. Gene Ontology annotation, biological process: synaptic vesicle exocytosis; neurotransmitter transport; regulation of neurotransmitter secretion. The record is from RefSeq and is a predicted model, not a curated record. The coding region runs from base 314 to 754 and encodes 146 amino acids. Gene Ontology annotation, molecular function: syntaxin binding. The transcript has 4 exons. Gene Ontology annotation, cellular component: terminal bouton; SNARE complex. NCBI's taxonomy places the organism in Eukaryota, Metazoa, Tardigrada, Eutardigrada, Parachela, Macrobiotidae.
UCGAUUAUCCGCAGCAAACAGGAGUCCGCUGUUGGCCAACGCGCGCCGCAUCAAGUGCUGGGGACUUUAAUGCUCUUGUUCCCGGAUAGGCACGCUGUUGUCGCAGCGCUCUCCCAGCCCGAAUCCGAAGAGUAAUGCCCGGAUAUUAAUCGUUUUUACUAGCAAAUAUAUUCACCUACCCUUCUUCAACUGGACUCCCUGCCUGCUUCGUGUAAAGGUCACGUACUUGGGAAUUUACAUUCUCUUCUUGAACACAAGAAGCACACGCACGGGAUUUUUUUCUCCGAAAUCGUUUCACUCUUACACCGCCAAAAUGGAGUUUAUGGCCAAACAAAUGCUUUCCAGUAAGAUGGGUGAAGUGAAAAAACUGACGGGAGAAGGGGACGGGGAGAAAAAGGAAGAGGGCGGGGCCACGGCUGAGGAGGAAGCUGAACUGAUGAAAAUGCGCGAGGAGGCCGAGUUUGCGCGCAAAGAGAAGCACCGCAAGAUGGAGGAACAGCGGGAAGGAAUGCGGCAAGGUAUCCGCGAUAAGUACGGAAUAAAAAAGAAGGAGAUCAUCGUUGAGCCGGAACCUGCCGCAAUGCCGGGCAUGGAAGGUCGCCUCAAUAAACCAAAAGCCGACCAAGCUCUACUGGCCCAGCAAGCGGCCAUGGCAGACGAGGACUUACCACUUAUGAAGCAAGUGGAAAACGGUGUCAACUACGUGAAGGAAGCAGCCACCGGACUCUUUGCGAAGUUACCAUUUUUCAAAUAGCCGCUGGGAAUUCUAACGAUUGUUAAGUAAUUUUUCAAUGGUGUUUCGUGAUCUACAAAAUGGCACUAUAGAAAUUAUACAGGUUCAACAUGAAAUCUCUAUCCUUUUAAAUAUGUCUGCCUGAAAUCGGUAUAAUACAGUUAUACUAUUUUAUUGUCUUCUGUGCAUUAUGAUCGCUGCUGUAUCAUUAGGUGAUGAAAUUGACCGUUGACGUUUCUUGGCUUCGAUAAAUACGUAUCUGACUGUGUUCAUUCCUCGCGCAAAAAUAAACUCAAAACUGUA